AUGGGAGCAGGUGUGAAGAGAGAACAGAGUGGAUGGGGCCCGAUCAUCGUCAGCCCACCAGUCAAGCAGGUGGUCAGAAGAGAACAAUUAGGGAAAGAACAUCAGUUGAGGACGCAGGUGGGAGCUUGUGAGGAACAGACACACCAGAGGUUAGAUUUGAGGCUCUGCAACCAGACUAGAAAAUCACCCCACCAAGGUGCCCCUUGUGUGGAAUGCCCCGAGAACCUCCAGCCUGUGCCCAUCUCAGUUCCAACUGCCGUGCCAGGGAACCCAGGAUACCCUCACCUGCACCCACCUCAGCUUCAGCUGCCCUUCCAGGCGGGGGACUGUGGACGCCGGGGCGGCUGCUGUGGAUGGCUCACCCACUUGCCCCAGGCACUCGACGACACACACCAUUCCUACCGCAAGCACCGUGGCUCUUGCAGGAAGUGGGCGGCCCACACUCGGCCAGGGAAGCGGCUGCGCUUCGGUGCGGGUUUCAUCACGGACGCCCAGCCUCACCCCAAGCCCCUCCCCCUCUCCCGGAGCUCGGCCUGCCCCUCACACCACCAGCCGCGGCCCCGCCGGGAUCUCCGCACCGAGGCCCGGGCACUGCCAGGCCCUGAAUGGUCCUCGGCGGGAACGGUACCCACGGGCGGGAACCACCGUCUGGCCCCGGGGCGGCCGGGGUACCACCGUCCCCCGACCCGUCCGCCUGCUCACCGGGUCUCGGGUCUCAGGAGUCACACGAUCCGGCCGAGGGCGCGACGGCAGCGACCACGCCACAGCCAGCCCUGCGCCCGUCCCUCGGGUCGGCUUCCUCGGACUCUUGAAGGAAUAUGCGGCCCCGCGGGGUUCUGCAGAUUCGGCGUUCUCUCGGCCCGCACACUCGUUCUCUCUUUAAGCACACAGAGCGGGAAAACACGGGGCAGAGUCCUUCAGAGCCACGCCGUUUGGGCCACCGUGAAAGCAGGGAACCGCAGCCACCCCAAGCUACAAUCAAGGUCUGCUUCAACGUGGUUAUUCCCUAGAGAGGCCAGACCACUGCGAGUCCUGAGAGAGGGCACGGCCAGACCCAACAGAUGGAAGCUGCGAGGAGACCAAUUUAGACGUGAUUGGGGAGAAGCUGUGUCAUUCCACUGCUCCUGCCCAGCAGCCCAGACCCUGACCUUGUGGAAGUGGAAGAAGAAUCUCAAAUUCUGUCCUCAGGCAGAGCAGGCUGUCCAAAGGGAAUCUUCUGAUAAAGGAAGACCGCUUCGGGGAACAAACACACCCCCAAAUGAGAAGGCAUCAAUAUACCAGAGAAACCCACGCAGUCUGAACAGACACGGAGUUCUUACGGAUCGUCAGGUCCUCUGAGGUCGCGGCUGGGCUUUAAUGCUGGCCUUACCCUCAGUCUCCUGUAUUUCGUCACUGUAUCCCCACCUCCGCGGUCACAGCGGAACCUUCAAUAGCCUCAUGCCCACCGGCGAGCUUUUUGAGGAGCACCGAAGUGUGAGGAACUCUUUCGCAAAUUGUGUUCAUUCUUCCACAGACCAGGCCCAGGUAUUGACCUGGGACUUCCGUUCUCCUCUGUGUGUGGAUUUUCCUGACUUCAGACAAUUGUCCUUGGUAGGACCUCAGUGACAGCUGAUUCAGGAUCAGUGAUGAGCUGGUCGUAGCUGACGCAGGCCGAAAAGAAUUCCUAUAGUAAAUGUGAGAGUUCAUGCGGUUUCUCCAGAUGGGGCUUGGAGAGUUUGUUUCAUUAGUAGGUUUUUCAGACUGUCUUUGCUCUUCAUGAACGCUGGCAUGUCAUUUCCUCUUCAGACAAAACUUCUACCUCUGGUGCAUGUAGCUCUAUCGUGGGGUCUUGGGGGAAGCAGGCUAGCUUCAGGUGGAGGCUUCUGGCAUGUCAUUUUGCACCUCUGUGUCCUGAUAUGUCUUCUUUUACUGGUUUAUUUUGAUCAGUUUAUCUUGAGCAAGUGUUCCUCACUAAAGGCAGAUGGAUAGAGCAUUUUCCCCCAGAGGAGGCAGCAGCCACGUCUCCUCUGGGGAAGAAUCCAUGAUCGGUCUGGUUUGGAGGGCACCAUCAAGCACUCUACCCCAGGGGCCAGCCAGCAAGUGUGGGCAUCUGCAGGGGUCCUCUUCUGAUCCAGGUGAGCGCUGGAGUUUCCCCAUUCAUUUCCAGAGUCACAGAAGGCAGACAUCCUUGCGAGGGUUGUCUGAGCAAUGUCACCCUUUGCCAAUGGAAGGCCAGGGGCUCUGUCUAGCAACUUUAUGCAAGCCCAAGAUGCAAGAGAGCACAAAAUGGGAAGACUUUCUAAAAACCCUUUUUUCCUAGUUUUAGGCCUUUUUAUAAGACUAUGCAUGCUGAUUUUUGUUGGGAAAACAUGUUUAAGAAACUUACCCCUCUUGGGGACUGAAAUCUGUGUGGGUGGUUUAAACUGUCUGCUUUCUUGACCCACUGUGCUGGUGUUUGGAAGCAGUUUUGUUUUUUUAAAAUAUUUUUAAGAGAGAAAGUGAGCAAGCAGGGGAAGGGGCAGAGAGAGGGGGACAGAGAAUCUGAAACGGGUUCUGCUCUGAUAGCAGUGAGCCCAAUGCGGGGCUUGAACUCAUGAACCACAAGAUCAUGACCUGAGCUGAAGUCAGUCACUCAGCUGACUGCACCACCUGGGUCCACACUGGGAGCAGUUUUCUGUGUGGACCGCAUUGACCACACCGUCUCUCUGGAAGGAGCUCAUACUUCCUGUUGCAGAAUUAUUCUAUAGCAGUAACAAAAGUUCCUCUAUCUGUCAAAGGCAAUGUAAACUUCAUCUCUUCUAACACCUACAGCAGUUGCAGGGAAGAUCAGAUAGGGUUCUUUUUGUCUAGCGCUUCAAGUUUCCUUCCCCUCUUAAAUUAUUUAAGGCUGGCUUUGGUAGUUGCUUCCUAAAGAAGGUCAAAUUGUGGUUUCAGAUCCAUUUAGAAUUCAUAAAAGGAACAUUGGCUGAGCUGACACAUUCAUCUGGAACUCGAGGAAGGCUAAAGCAAAGCCCUAUUUAUACCCCCAUGUGUCCCAACAGGUUGCAUGUCCAAGCAACCUAUAGGCCUCCUAAAGUCAUUUCCAUUGUCACUGUGAUCCAGUGCUAACUGUGAUGUGGCACCUGUAAUUCUGACGACUGUAGCAGUACAUGCUGAAGAAACAGUGUGAAGGUAACACACUUCUCUUUCAAACUAGCUUUGAAAUCGUUAAGCCUGAGGAAUCUUGUACUGUCUGAAAUACUGGGAAGGAGCACACAAAGAUCCUGCCUCUUUCCAGACAUUGUUCCACUGGAAAUUAUCAUUUUUCACAGGAGAUAUUCUCGACUGUCCUUCUUGACAGUCUAAUGAUCUUAAUACUUUCCCUAUGGUAAGCCUUUUCUGGCGUUUUCUCAUUAAUGGCAGUGGGCAAAGCACGGUUCUCUCCCAGGGUCCAUUUGGCAUGGGAAUUCAAUGUACCGCCGCCAUAUUUCAGGGUCUAAGCACAGAGCCCAGGCCUAAUGUUUUUUACAGCCUUACUGAGGUAUAAUUGACAUACAAUAAACUUCACAUAUUUAAAGUGUA
Messenger RNA from Herpailurus yagouaroundi (jaguarundi), 3540 nucleotides. RefSeq lists its product as uncharacterized. The record is from RefSeq and is a predicted model, not a curated record. The transcript is spliced from 8 exons. Lineage: Eukaryota; Metazoa; Chordata; Mammalia; Carnivora; Felidae. The coding region runs from base 1 to 1338 and encodes 445 amino acids.